Molecule: messenger RNA, 3100 nt
Organism: Hemiscyllium ocellatum (epaulette shark)
Lineage: Eukaryota; Metazoa; Chordata; Chondrichthyes; Orectolobiformes; Hemiscylliidae
Gene: il17ra1a
Product: interleukin 17 receptor A1a
Exons: 13
Coding region: 186-2660 (824 amino acids)
Molecular function (GO): interleukin-17 receptor activity
Source: RefSeq, a predicted model, not a curated record
CAGACUCAGCAUCUGCUCUGGACGGGCGGCUCCGUCCUGGCUGUUCCAGGAAGCGGAGCGGCCUAGAGACCGGGACUGAGAUGGGGAUCUCCACUCCGGCCCUCCUGCUGGCUUGUUGAGAUAUUGGUUGCCCCCCAGGGAAAGUCCGUUUCCAACUUGUAGUCGGGCAGGUGUGGAGCAGUCGCAUGGAUCUCCGGGAAUUCAUCAUCACCUUUGUAUUUCUGCUCUGUCGAGCUGGACCUGGGAGGUUGGAAAUUCUGGGAGACUGUUCACAGCCGGGUUUGAAUUGUACUGUUCAUAUUGGUGGCUGUUUGGAUAGCAGUUGGUUGAGCUUUUCCCGUUGGACACCUUCAUUUCCCAAGGAACUACACGUUAAUCUUGCCAAUCAAACAAAUGCAACUGGAGUCUCAGUGCCUGUACUAUCCAUCAGCUGGAGAUUAAGCACAGAUGCCAGUAUAAAGUAUUCUCAAGGAGUAGAGGUAUCUGUGAAAAAACUGAGCAACGGAGAGGAGAAAUGUGUUCAAUACCGAUUCCAAAACAAGAUCAGGAACCAACUAAAUCCACAAGGAGAGAAGUGGGCAUUCUCACUGGAGAGACUUGAGGCAGAACCAGAGCAGACCUAUAGGGUGGCUGCAUGCAGUUUACCAAGACCUAACAUCAAUCAAGAUAAUGAUUGUCCAGCAAUCGUUUUCACUGUGCCUGGAUGUGAGGAUGACCAAAUUAAGUAUACAGAGCCCUGCAAAUGUCGAGGCAGUCUAUGGAAUCCCAACAUUACACACAUUAGAAGUGAAAUGAGAACAAUCAUCUUCUUCCAGACUGCCAAGUAUGCCAACAAAUACCUUGUCUUUCUGAAUAGUUAUAGUUCAGAAGGGAAACUCUGUGACAGCGAUCAUCAAAGAAUCUUGCAGGAAUCUGAACAACAGGUCAAUAUAACCUUUUCAACUGAACACUGGAUGCAAAGCUGCAGAAUUUAUCGUUUUGAGAUUCAACCAUUUUUCAUUGACUGCGACAAUGAUUGCAGAAGGAUUCGUAAAGAUAUCCCAGGUCCAGAGUAUGAAGAAACAAAUCCACCAAAAUUGUCUACAACAUCAACUGAAGGAGGGUCAUCUGAGAGAACCGGUUUCUUUGCUGUCAUCGGUGUUUUGGUUUUCCUUUUAAUCUGUGUCUGUAUCAUUUGGGUACGGAUAAAAUCCAAAGAAAAUGAAACAAAGACGCUGCCUAAAAUCCCAAAUGAUGAACCAGCAGUUGUAUAUCCAAAACUUCCACAAGUGAAAAAGAAAGUUCUGAUAAUUUAUUCAUUGGACCAUGAACUCUACAAGAAUGUUAUCCUGGCAUUUGCACAAUUCCUAAUGACUAACUGUGGUACCGAAGUAACUUUGGAUUAUUUACAAGUUAACAAGGUUGCAGAGGUGGGGCAUAUCAAUUGGCUCACAUUGCACAAAAGCAAGUCAGACAAGAUUUUUAUUUUAUGCUCUCGUGGAACAAGGUUGAAGUGGGAAGCCAUGCUGCGGAUUAAACCGAACCAGAUUUUGCUCAAAAGUGAUGAGCGUUCACCAAUGCGUGACAUGUUCACUCCUGCCAUGAGCUUGAUUUUGCCAGACUUCAAACGGCCAGCUUCAUUUGGGAAGUAUAUUGUUGCAUAUUUUGAUGACAUCAGCAGUGAAGAAGAUAUCCCUGAUCCAUUUAAGAUUGGUGUGAAGUACAAACUAAUGAAACAAUUUGAAGAAAUAUAUUUCCGAGUACAGGACUUGGAGAAACAUGAACCAGGGAAAACUUACCGUGUGGUAGGAAUAACAAUGGAUGAUUACCACAAUAGCCCAUCUGGUAAAAAAUUAAAAAAUGCUAUUGAACAAUUUAAAUUGAUACAAACAGAGCAACCAGACUGGUUUGAGAAAGAAUGUAUUCUAUUCCCAGAGGAAGCAGAAGCUGAGCCACUCUUGGCUGAUGAACAUUGUGAGCUUCUACCAAUGAAACAGAAUAUUGUUAAGUACAAACCCCUUGAUGAUAUAUCCUAUACAGUAAAUGAAGUGCAAAUUGUAAAAUCAAGUGAUGAAAUACUUGUGAGGAAUCCAGUAGGUUUUGAGCAUAAAGGCCAAGAUUACUGUUUAUUCCAAAAUCUGAUUGGAGUAGACUGUAAUGAUGCACAAGUUCUAAACAUGGCACAUACCUUGGAACCACUGUGCAACAUGUCAGUAUCUGGCUGUAGUCAGAGUAUGUUAAUUUGUCCCAACUUAGGAAACUCAAAAUCAGAAGGUGAACCGCACUUAGAAAAGCAUUGGAUGCUGAAGAAUGAUGUCUCAGACUUCCCUCAGCACAGUUGUGAAGGUGACAUUACAAUGAAUGAAAUCAGUGCACAUUCAGGUGGUAUUUCUCAUGAUGUAAAGAAGAGACUUGAAGAAUUUCAGCAGAUGUUAUUGCGUCAGAGUUUGUCUUCACCGUAUUCAACCAGGUCAUCUGAUUUGCAAAGUGGAGUUAUUGGAUGUCCACACUCUCUCUAUUCUGACAAAGAAGAGAGUGUAGAUUCAGACGAAGGCUAUAUCUCCAAACAGUCAGCCUCAGUGGUUGAAAUCCCAACAGCAGGUGGGAGCACUUCUUCUGAAGCACUAAAUGAAUUAAAAAUUCUUCAGAUGGCUUUACUUAAUGAAAGCAUGUGUAACUGAAAUCGAAUGUGAAUUUAUAGAGCAAGAUUGCUCAAUGCAUGUGCCUUAUCGAUAAGCCACGUUGAUAACUGCAGAUUGUAAAUAUCAGCCCCACAACAAUGAAGGAUGGUGGAUUUUUCCUGUACUUCAUACAUGUGUCACACAAAAUCAAACACAUAAUCCAUCAGAUAAAUCACUUCAACACAAAUAAUUUGAAAGGCUCUUCAUAUUUGCACACGUUUCACUCCUAAAACAAAUGUAGAAAGACAAAUUAUCACUGAGUCAUCUGUAGCCAAAAGUGGAUUCAGAAUAAAUUCUGCUGUUCUCAUAAUGUAAGAAGCUUCACUCUCUGAAUUUCAGCCCAGUGCAUUUCUGUAAAGACCAUAAUGGCUGUUAAAAGCAUUAAUAGUCAAUGUAAUUACAAGCUGCAAGUUUAUGAUGUUUGCUUUUUUAAAGUAACU